AUGGAGAGCGAUGAGAACCCUAGGGCGACGGCGGGAUCUGGUGUGCAGGAUGCUACAAUGCUGGACGUCGGGGAGAAGGGGCGUCCUCCGGGAGAGCCGCCGGAUGACAUGAGAUCGUGGGUGGAUAGGGUUAAUGGCGGUUCAGUUGGAGUCUUGAGUCGCAAGCUACGAGAGUUGUGGAAACCAAAGGGGGAGAUGUACGUAAUGGAUCUCCCACGUCAAUUCUUCAUGGUCCGCUUUACACAGGAGGAUGAGUACAUGGGGGCUCUUACUGGUGGUCCAUGGAGAGUCUUUGGUAACUAUUUGAUGGUGCAAAAUUGGACGCUGGCUUUUGACCCAUUGAAGGAUGAAAUCGUAACUACGCCAGUCUGGGUGCGAUUGUUGAAUAUUCCGGUGUCAUUUUAUCAUCAGUCUAUCCUUAUGGGUAUUGCGUCCAGUCUAGGGAAACCGUUGAAAGUGGAUACGACAACGCUGAACUUCUCACGGGCUCGAUUUGCCAGGGUUUGUGUUGAAGUCAACUUGUCGAGACCUUUGAAGGGUACGGUUCUGAUUAAUGGGGAACAAUAUUUUGUUGCAUAUGAAGGGUUGGAUAGAAUUUGUUCAUCAUGUGGACUCUACGGGCAUUUCGUUCAUAGUUGUCCGACGAGGGAGACAGAAGAGGCUCUCAAUAUUUCUGACAAGCCAGUGAUGUCAGCUGUAGGAGAUGCGCGGCAACAACGACAAACUCCUCCAGGGACGCAUGAGGAGGGCUUUACUACCGUCAGCCAGUCUAGACGACCUCCGGCCAGGAAACCGGCGGAGACAGCUAAUGUGGUGAUUUCUCUCGAUGGUGUGUUGGAACGUAAUCUUCGGGAUAUUACGGGUAAUCCGGGAUUGCAAACAUCGAAUCGUUUCCAGAAUCUGAUCACCGAUACGGGAUCCACUGAGAUACGGGAAGGUACCAUGUCCAAUGCGACGAAUAAGGAAAAUGAGUCAGCUCCUCAUAAUCUAUAUCUGGAAGGUAGUGGAGGGCCAGCGCGGUCAGAAGGCAAAGUGGGCGGGGGGUGUUAA
Camelina sativa (false flax) is the source of this 1050-nucleotide messenger RNA. NCBI's taxonomy places the organism in Eukaryota, Viridiplantae, Streptophyta, Magnoliopsida, Brassicales, Brassicaceae. The record is from RefSeq and is a predicted model, not a curated record.